CCACUCCAGUGAUCCGUUCGUCACGGUCAGAGCCGCUAUCUGGGCGGGGAGAGAGAAACCUCACUAACACUCAGCAGAGCACAGGAGCAGCCGAAAUUCACAGCUGAGGACGCGCACGGGAGAAUAUCUUGCAAACGUGGUGAAUACAAGAAAAUUUAAGCAUCUCAAUCCAAGCAAUCACAUUUUCUUUUGGAUAUCCAACGGGUUUGAUGUCGGCUGAUCUGGUGUGAAGCGUUACCAGUUCAACUUCUGUUUUUUUGUGGGGAGAGGAGGUACAUUUCAGCUUCAUUCGUGUCUUGUAAACGGAAUGAAUGACCAAGACAAAGGUUGACACCGGUUCCCCGACGCAUUUUGUCUCGUCGAAGGAGAAGAGGCAAAAGCAGAAAAUGGAGAGCAGCACCGGCGAACAAGAACAGCCGCCUGCGCAGCCGCCACAAGUUAACGAGAAAAAGAAAAUACACCGGGCACCGUCUCCAGCAAGACCCAAAGAUGUGCCCGGGUGGUCCCUCACUAAAAUACGCGGAGGUAUCGGCACACCGACGCUGAGCGUUAAACCGGGGGCUAUAUAUUUAGGCGGCCGCGUGUCCAGACGCAGCCCGGUUACCGGGAAGGAAACAAAAACAGAGAAGAGUAAACCGACCGGCAAGCCUGCGCUAUCCGCGGCCGGUGCUCAGAAGAGCAGCGCCAAGUCUAAUAAAAGCGGUCGAAGAAAAGUUUCGGACGCCAGCAUCGGAUCGGAUGAUUUAAGCAAGGACUCCGGCUGCGCUCCGGGGAAACUCUCACCCACCGACAGCAGCUCCGAGCUCUCCGACUGCGUCUCCGAGGAGAAUAAAGUCUCCACAGACGCGCUCAGCAGUGACACCGAGACCAGCAGCCGCGGGGGGAUCGACGGCGAUAAAUCGGCAGCAGAACAUGGACUAUUGGACAAGAGUGGCCAAACCAAGACCAGCGUGGAGAAAGACCGACUCUCGCUGGGAGUGGAGACCGCGGAAGGGAGCGUCUCUCCCGGCGACGAGCGCUCCCUCACCUCGUUCGACAGCAGGAUGCCCGCCAGCACAUCCUUGGCGUUCUCGGACCUGACUGAGGAGUUGAUGGACGGGAUGCAUGAGGAAUUAAUCAGGGAAAUAGAGGAACUCAGGUCGGAAAAUGAUUAUUUAAAGGAUGAAAUGGAGGAGCUUCGCUCUGAGAUGCUGGAGAUGAGGGACAUGUACUUGGAGGAGGAUGUUUAUCAGCUCCAGGAGCUCAGACAGCAGUUGGAUCAGGCCAACAAGACCUGCCGCAUCCUGCAGUACCGCCUCAAGAAGGCAGAGAGACGCAGUAUCCGCGUGGCCCAGACCGGACAAGUGGAUGGGGAGCUUAUCCGCACACUGGAGCAAGACGUCAAGGUGGCAAAGGACGUGUCCAUCCGUCUCCACAAUGAGCUGGACACUGUGGAGAAGAAAAGAUCUCGUCUGGAGCAGGAGAACGAGGAGCUGAGGGUGAAACUACAGGAUCUGGAGGUGGCCAAGCAGGUCCUGCAAGCUGAGAUGGAGAAGGCCAGAGAGAACUCUUUGAAGAAGAGAGGUGCCAGACCAAACAACAAACCUGACAAAAAAGCAUCGCCUCAGCCUCCAGAGGACAGUUCAGACCUGAAGUGCCAGCUUCACUUCGCCAAGGAGGAAUCGGCUCUCAUGUGCAAGAAACUCACCAAGAUGGUCAAAGACAAUGAGGCCAUGAGAGAGGAACUGGCAAAGUAUCGCUCUGUGUACGGAGAGGUUGAUGCCUCACUUACUGUCGAAGAGGUCGCUGAUUCUCCUCACACCCGAGAAGCCGAGGUCAAAGUACACCUGAAACUUGUGGAGGAGGAGGCGAACCUUCUAAGUCGACGUAUCGUAGAGUUGGAGGUGGAGAACCGGGGCCUUCGCGCCGAAAUGGACGACAUGAAGAUCCAGGAUACCCCGGGUGGAGUCGGCGUCAUGGGUGGAGUCGGGAGUCACCUGCUGCUUUCCACGUCUGAGAAUGUAAUGGAGCUACAGCGCCAUCUACAGUUUGUGGAAGAAGAGGCAGAUCUGCUGCGGCGGUCUCUGAUAGAAAUGGAAGAGCAGAACAAGCUCUUGAUGAACGAGAUCAACCACUACAAGUCCGAGCUUCCCGCUGUCACUGAGAUAGAGCCAUCAUCGUCCACAACCAUCAGUUCACCCAAAAUCAUUCCUGGUGCUUCCGAAGAGGGAGAAUCCGGUCUAAACGAAGCCACCCAUAAAGAACUGCUUGCUGCCCGGCUGCAGAUCGCAGAGCUGAAUGGCAAAGUAAAGAAGCUCCAGUACGAGAACCGCGUGCUUCUGUCCAACCUUCAACGGUGUGACUUGGCCUCCAACCAGGGUUCCGCACGUCCAGCGCUGGAAACCGAUGCUGAAGCAGGGGACUCGGCUGAGUGCGUCCCAAGCCAGGUGCACCGUGAAGGCCCGGUGGGCGAUGAGCAGAACGAUAUUCUGGAGGAAAAGAAUCCAAAAGUUUCAGUAACAAGUCACACUCCUACUGCUCAGGGCCUCAACAUAAAAGACCUUCUCGCUAUCCGCGACCAAGCGCAACUCAUUACCUCAGCCAUUCAGCUCCUGACUUCACCCGACCCCUCCAGUAUCACACCAGACGCCGUCUAUCGUAAGAUUACAACAAAUGAGUCUGCGGAACCGGUUCUGCUGGAGAAGAGCCAGACCCAGAGCUCCACGCUGCCCCUGGUGGAGGCCCUGCAUGGCAGACUGCAGUCCCUCCAGGCUCAGCUACAGGCCCUCAGUGAGAGGGUGGAUGCCCUGGGGCAGCCCCCAGAGAGGGAGCGUGUGGAAGGGAUGUCCUUGAUGCCCCUGCUGUCUGAAGCGGAAGACCCUGCAGCAAAUUGCUCAUGCCCUGCAGAUGCUCAGUUCAACCAGAACAUGGCCCAACAGAAGCCUGACUCUAGAGACCAGCCGUGCAAGGCAGAGGAGGAGAGGAACAGCCACAAAGACAGCAACAAAGACGAGGAAUCUGACUUAAAGGAAACAGACUCUGAUCUGCUGACAGAGCAGGUUGGGGAGCUGCACGCUCUGUUGUCCGAGGCAAGAGAGAAGGCUCAGGGAGCGCAGGAAGCGUUGUCACAGGAGAGACAGGAGCGCCACAACGACACACAUAAACUCUCUCAGCUUCAGGAAGAGCAUCAGAAGGCCCUCCUCCGCCGAGACUUCCAGCUGCAGAGUCUGAGCCUCCAGACGCGUCUGCAGCAGAAGCUGUGGAGUCAGGAGAGAAACCUGCUGGUGCAGGAGUCCCAGCAGCUCAAAGAGAGCCUGCUCCUCAUCGGCCUCAAGCUGCGCUGGCUCCUCAAACAGUGGAGACUCGGCAAGAAACUAGACACUGAGAGCAAGGAUAUCCUAGAGGUUAACAGUGUCAAAGAUCUCCGUAUCCUGCUUGAGGAAGAUGGGUUGUCUUCCCACUAUGGAGACAACAAGAUGUCUGCUGCUGAGGAGCAACCACUCAACCCUACACCCAAAGAGCACAGCCUGGCAGAGAAAAGCUGCCCGCAGCAGCCUAGCGGAUUCGGCAGUACUCUGUCGGACCUGAAGGUGGCGCUACAAGAUCUGAGCGCUGAGCUGCGCGAGGAGCGUCAGAGUUCACAGGAGUUAACGCAGCAGUUUGCCCGUGCCAAAGCAUCAUGGGAAGUGGAACGGAUGGAACUCAAGAGCAUUAUCACUCAGCUGGAGGGUAAGAUGGGGAAGGCAUCUGUGGCUGGGGGUGAAAAGGACUCUCCAGACCUCAAGGGGGCGCUAAAGAAGGAGCGAGAAGAGCAUCAACACUUAUUAGCGGACUCUUACGCUGCUGUGAUGGACCUCACCAAACAACUGCAAAUCAGUGAGAAGAACUGGAGCCGAGAGAGGCUGGAGCUUUUGGAGCACUUUAACCAGGAAAGAAGCCAAUGGGAACAACGUAUACGAGAUGCCCAGAGCAAAGGCGCACAGUCUCUUCAUGAUAAAAUGUCUGAGAAGGAAACCUUAGCAGAUGUAGCCACGAGCAGUUCAGCACUGCAAAGGACCAAAUCAGUUUCUGCCCUCUCUGAAUUUAAGAGUCUGUUGGACACCAGUCUGUUCCUUCCUGGUCACAUGAUCAGUGGAGUAAAAGAGUGCAAUGUUGUUCAACACCAAUCUACCGCUCCUGCCUCCAUUCUGGCUCGCACCGACUUAAGUGAUCUCAACAAGAAGAAUUGGAAGUACCUGACCAGUGAUUCGGCAAUAUUGGAGAAGGGUGACCAAUUUAAGACAUGGGACUGCCCAAGCACCAACUCUAACAGCAGCUUCCCAGGACUGGAGCUGAGCAAGGAAUACAUCCAGAGAAGCUACACCGCUCCAGAUAAGACGGGUAUUCGUAUCUAUUACAGCCCUCCAACAGUGCGGAGAAUGGAGAGUAGGCCAGUCAAAGAAAAGUCCCACCCGGAUCCCCAGCAAGGACUAUCAUCUAGGGAUGCAGCCAUGAUAGAUCUAUCAGGUCAGACUGCUGUAUCUGCACCCUUAUCCGCCACUUCUUCCUCCUCUUAUGAGCAGUGGUUGAGCUCACUUUCACAGCAGCACAGAGACCUGCUUGAAGGACGGACAGGAGGUUCUGCACCAUUCCAUGGACUAGAAAUUUCAGGCAACCUUAGCGAUGACAUGAAGGAGAUGACAAACUGUGUACGACAGGCCAUUCGUUCCAGUUCCCUGGAGAGGAAGUGCAGCAAAGAUACUGGGAGCCAGACAGUUGGUGUUUCUAGUACAGGAACGCAGACAGCACAGUUUGUCAGCAUUGGCCUACAAACUGAUGGCCCUAUUUCAACAACUAGAGGCCUUCCAGGGAAAGCAUGGUCUCCUCGUCCAUCCACCUCACUUGCAUCCGCACGUUCCCGACAGAUCUCUUCAUCUCUGGAGAAAGUGCACAGUCGCAUAGAUAGACCCUGUUGCUCUCCAAAAUAUGGCUCACCUAAGCUCACCCGCAGGGUCUCCACCUCCUCCUCAAAACUUGAGACCUCCUCAACAUCCUCGAGGGAUCGCAGUGUCUGGAAUCUGCAUAACCGUAGUGGGUCCCAGAACGGUUCUGCCUGGGCACGUUCCACCACCACACGUGACAGCCCAGUGCUUAGUGGCCUAAAUGAUGGCUUGACCAGUCUCUUCAGUGUGGUGGAACACUCCGGAAGUGUUGAAUCAUUAUGGAAAGCAGAUCCGUGCCCAGAGAGACAAGCCGCUGGGAAACCUUCUUGUCCUAGCAUAGGUAUCGGUCUGGGAGAAGCGGGAGCUCAGAAGUACGGCAUGGUCCAGGAGUUUCUUCGAAAUGUUUGCGGCAGGACUGCACCAGCGGGCACAAUGGACGAACCAAAGCCUGAAUGCCUACCUGGAGCCUUGAUCAGCACAGACAAUAUCACGAAGAUCGUCAAUAAGCGGUUUAUGAAAACACAAAGGGAUGAGUUGGUACCCACCGGAAAGGAUGCAGUGAGCUCAAGCUCUAGUACCUUGGAGGAUUCAGUUUGUGACUGUAACUCACAAACCAUCACGUCCUGUUUUGCCCGCCACUCCCGCUCCACCACACGACAUACCCAUGGCCAGUGCAAGCAUCGAGUGCAAGAGUCAUCCAUGGGAACUGAAGAACGAUUCGAUACCAGUAAUGAGUGAGGAUGAGAGUGGCCUCUUCUGACGCUCCCAAAAACUAUACAAAAUAAACAACUGUCAACACUCACGCCACACAAACUGCCACACAAAUCCACUGCCACAUACGCCAAUACACACAGACACACCCUUAAACAAACACAUACCUUAAAUACAAGACUUCAGGGUUACAACAAUGGGACCUUGGAGAAUUCCUGCAUCUGGAGAGUUUCCAAACCAGACCUCAGUGUAACCAGCACAGUUUAAUGCCAAGGAAGGAGAAAGAUUAGACCUCUCCUUUAGGUCCACCAUUCCACUGUCAAGAUUUCACAUUGUAAGUCCAUCAUUCCAGUGUAAACCAGUCAGUCCUGACUUUAAAGUCCACCAUUCCACAGUCAUUCAGUCAGACCUCUCCUUAAACUCAGCAAUUCCUCUGUUCUUUAUCCAGCCAACAGAACAGCUUAGCCAGCCAUUUCGAUCCCCAUGGGAGAACUUGAGUAAUCCAAACCCAAGUUGACACCAGGUCUUAAUGAAUUCAUGUAGAUAUAAAGGGAACAUACAGCAUGCAGCUGAACUACACAAACCAAGAACCUCAACAUUGCCUUCAGUAAGAGUAAAACUCACAACUGCCCAGUGGCAUAGCAUUGCUUGGAGUAGCUGUAAAAUUUUCCCAUACCAGCCAUUGAUUGAUUCUACGAGUUCAUGUACAACUUACCCUUUUCGAAAGUCUACAAUGGAACACUUUUGACUUUGAUGGGUUGAUGCAUCAAAGAAAUAAAGUUCCUUCCUGGAAAGUGCUACCACCUAAAACCAACAAGGUCUCAAUUUGGUUUUAUGUUCAUGAUCUCCACAGACAAUCAUCAAACAACAAAGCUUGUUUCAACCACUGUAUACACUCUGCUAUGACUUCGGACCUUCUUCCAUUUUCAAACCAGCCAAAAUAUGAAACUCAGAAUAUACCCCUGGAUUUCUCUAAAAAAGGAGUGAAUGAUUGAUCAUAUUACAUUAUGAAUCUGUCCUUAUUUAAAACUUGAUAUUCUUAUUAUGAUGUCUGAAGAUGUCUACGAAGAGCACGUUGGUAGUGGUAGAGUAAGAGGAUAGCAGUUGUUUUGUUUGCUUUGGUACUUUGUACUGUAUACGUGUUUGAACAUUAGAGUACUAGCACGAAAAUCUCCAUUCCUUGGCUAGGAUGUCCUCAUGAAUUUUAAAGUGUAAUGGUCAUUUUUAUUAUAAUUUUUUAUCAUUGCCCCUGCUUCUACGGAAGACAAGUUGCUGGGUGUAUCUUCUGCAAUCCUCUUCUUUAUUUUUACUAUGUCUACCUCGCCAUCCUCCAUCAUCAUGCUGUAAUGAACCUAAUAGACCUUAGUUAGGGUAGACGCCAAUUUUAAUUUAAUGUAAAUGAAAACGAGACUGUAUGGGAUAUAGUCAGUUUAAUAGGUUGUACUUUUGGGUGUGUUGGAAAAUCUGAACUGAGUUCUAAAUAUCAUUCUAAGUCCUUGCGGUCCUCCUCUGAUUCAAAAGCUUGGUGAACUAAUGCUGCAUAGACUGUUGGAUAGUAGUCAGCAUCAAUGCAGGCUCAGCAAAAAGGUGCGUAGUGGCCUAAAGGGGGCAUUUAUGAGCACCCUUCCGAAACCUAAAAUGACAAAUGGGACAUACUAUACACCAGGGAUGGGCAACGUUGGUCCUGGAUUGCUGCUGUACUGCAGAGUUUAGCUCCAACCCUGAUAAAAAAACUCACCUGCCUGUAGCUUUAGUAAUCCUGAAGACAUUGAUUGGCUUUUUCAGGUGUGUUCGAUUAGGGUUGGAGCUAAACUCUGCAGAACAGUGGUACUUCAGGACCGACGUUGCCCAUCCCCGCUAGACACCCUAGUGUUUCACUUGGGACAGAGCCAGAGUGUACGUCAAUCCCUCACAGCCUCAAUCAUGCCAAACUGAAUGUCGUCUACCCUGAUUAAAACCCAUAAUCCGAUUUUACAGAACUCAUUUGAAAGCCUCAAAAAAUACUAAUUAUGAGAUAUCACAUUUCUAAACAGAUAUGUUUAACACUGAAACACUGAAUGCUAAUUAAUUGGCCAUAGUGAGAUUUUGAGAUUAGUGAGAUUUUAUCAGAUAAUCCCAAAAUAUAAUCCAUAAUCUGACCGUUUGUCCAUGUAGCUAUGCAGUUACUGUAAUAUGAGUGUGCCUCCCUGUAGUGGCUUGUAAUGUUUUUCUCCAAUAUCCAGUUGGAGUGGUGCUGCGGAAACUGAAGUUUAGUCCUUUUUGCUGGUGCUUUUCUUAGCUUUGAUGACAGAACAUUAGAGGAAACAACAUUUUUGUAUGCAUUUCACGAGCCAUAAGGAUUUGUUGAUUCAGUUCUUUUAUAAAUUGAUCUAAAUUAGUGAAGUUUCAGAAUAACACAUUUCUCAAUUGUUCAGUGUCUGGCCAAAAAAGAAGGUCAGAUGUUAUAAACCCAGCCUAUUAUAUCCCAGAAAGUGUCACCUCUUUAUCUGUCACAGCCUUGCCAUAUGUCCCACAGCUACCUCUUAACUCAAAACUGUAUCUUAUAUUACAUUUAACCCAUUCAUGUUUCAUUUUGAAGGUCACUAGAGUGCCUUUUUCGAAAUUAAAGCAGCAAGAUAUCUGUUAGAAGUAGGAAGGUUUCGAGGAACCAGCAAUGAAAUAAUAGAUGUUUUCAGAAGACUGCUGUUAGCUACUGAACCCCUCUGUUUCUUGAAAAGGACAAAAAUGACUAAGUCUGUAUUCAUAAAGUUAAAUGAAGUGCAAAUUCAGUCUACAGUGUAUAUUGUAAUUGAUUUCAGAAGCCAAAAUACAAUUUGAGGACGAGUGAAAUCUGCAAAUGUAAUCAGUCCGUCCUUUCUUUAUAAGCCAUUUUAACCUGUUUGUUUCCUGAAUCGAGUCUGAUGUUGUGGCUUUGCUCACUUAUACAUAUCAGACAAACGGUGUACUGUCCCUUCAAGUGUCCCUUAACCGUUUAGUCUUGGUAUUCACGCUUCUGAGUUUGGUCACAUGAUCUCUGAAAAAACGGGGGGAAUGACCUUAGUUCAGGAGCUUUUCGUUUGAGUGCUCCCACAGCCAAUUUAUCAAAUGCUGCAAGACUUACAUCAAACCCCACUGAUGGUUUGAAAUUUCCCCAACUUUAGCAGAAGAAUGUAAAUGAUGCCAAUUAGACACUUUUAUAGCUAUUCUUAAACCACUGACAGAAGUUUAAAAGGUCAUGUGGUUGGUGAUUUUAGAUUUAAAAGAGCUGUUUUCAUGGGAGCAGCUCUCUAAUUGUCCUUUCCAUUCACAAUAUUGGUCUCCAUCACUCUUGUGUCAUCACAUCACUCUGUUUUAAUGCCUAGCAAUAUAUAAAACACCUUGUCGCUUAUCGUUGUCAAUAUCGAUUGCUAAAUUAUUAUAAAGAGAAUGCGUGUAUAUUUUUUUUGUUUCCGUUUGAGAUCUCUUUUGAAUGGAAAAAGAUGACGUCAGAUGGACAUUGAGGAAGAUUUCUAAAUGUUUUAACUUGAAAUCAAAUAUACUGUAAAUAAAUACACAAUUUUUACUCUUUCUAUCCUCGUGUAGGAAACUUUGAAUGUCUCUGCCAACUUUGAGCUUGAAUUCUGUACCUUUCCUCACCUGAAUUAAAAACAUGAGAAGAUUUUGUGUAAAUAGAAACAUUUUGAAAAUAAAAGUGCUGAAAAUUU
Molecule: messenger RNA, 9295 nt
Organism: Megalobrama amblycephala (Wuchang bream)
Lineage: Eukaryota; Metazoa; Chordata; Actinopteri; Cypriniformes; Xenocyprididae
Gene: mtcl2
Product: suppressor of glucose, autophagy associated 1
Exons: 14
Coding region: 312-5639 (1775 amino acids)
Biological process (GO): regulation of autophagy
Source: RefSeq, a predicted model, not a curated record